GAAAUAUCACCCGUAAACAGACCCUUAUCUCGAUUUCAGAUUUGUGGUCAUCAUCGUGCUAUCACCAUAGACAAGAAGUCGAGAACAAUUGAAUGGUAUUCCUGAGGGGAUUUUAGAUUAUUACACAAAAGGACACCAGGCUUGUUACUUGCUUAAAAUUCGGCUGAUUGAAGGUAAAUGAUGGCGUCUGCGCAGUGUGUGCUGACUUCCAUUGUUGGCAAGAAUUUGAACAACUCUGGUCCGAUGAGUUAUCCGAGCAUUUCAGGUAUGCCUGGUUUUGAUACUCUGAGUUUGCGGAGAAAGAGUAUCUGUCCCAAUUCAUUUUCAGGCUCGAGAGAUGCCGUCAAUGAUGAGAAGAAUUCUAAGCAAAGGAAGCAUACUGUCGAUCCAGCUGCCCCAAAUUUUCUCCCCCUCCCUUCAUUCGCAGAGUGCUUCCCAAAGAGCUCAAAAGAGCACAAGGUGGUUGUUGAUGAGCAAUCCGGUCAUGUUUUGGAAGUCCCGUUUCGGCGCAUCCACCUGACAGGAGAUGAACCACAUUUUGACACUUAUGAUACUAGCGGUCCCCAGGAUGCUAACCCCCGUGCCGGACUCCCCAAGCUGCGCAAAGAGUGGAUCGACAGAAGGGAGAAGUUGGGUGGGCCGAGAUACACUCAAAUGUUCUAUGCAAAAAAUGACAUUAUAACUGAAGAGAUGAUAUUUUGUGCUGCCCGUGAGAAUCUUGACCCAGAGUUUGUGAGAUCUGAGGUUGCCCGUGGGCGAGCGAUCAUUCCCUCAAACAAAAAGCACCUAGAGCUCGAGCCAAUGAUUGUGGGAAGGAACUUCUUGGUCAAAGUCAAUGCCAACAUUGGAAACUCAGCCGUUGUGAGUUCCAUUGAGGAGGAAGUGCACAAACUGCAAUGGGCAACAAUGUGGGGUGCAGAUACUAUCAUGGACCUCUCCACUGGCCGUCACAUCCAUGAGACCCGUGAAUGGAUCUUGCGCAACUCUGCUGUCCCCGUGGGGACUGUACCAAUCUACCAAGCAUUGGAAAAAGUGGACGGUAUCGCUGAGAAGCUUUCUUGGGAUGUUUUUAGAGAUACAUUGGUUGAACAAGCCGAGCAAGGGGUUGAUUACUUCACCAUCCACGCUGGAGUAUUGCUUCGCUAUAUUCCCUUGACUGCAAAGAGAAUGACUGGGAUUGUUUCCCGUGGAGGUUCCAUACACGCAAAGUGGUGCUUGGCCUAUCACAAGGAGAAUUUUGCUUAUGACCAUUGGGAUGACAUUCUGGACAUAUGCAAUCAUUAUGAUGUAUCUUUGUCUAUUGGUGAUGGGCUGAGGCCAGGCUCCAUUUAUGAUGCAAAUGACACUGCUCAAUUCGCUGAGCUCUUAACUCAAGGAGAACUUACGCGUAGAGCUUGGGAAAAGGACGUGCAGGUCAUGAAUGAAGGACCUGGACACAUUCCCAUGCACAAGAUUCCAGAGAACAUGCAAAAACAAUUGGAGUGGUGUAACGAAGCACCGUUCUACACUCUCGGACCACUCACCACCGACAUAGCACCCGGAUAUGACCACAUAACCUCAGCCAUAGGUGCAGCCAAUAUUGGAGCACUGGGCACUGCCCUCCUCUGCUAUGUCACUCCGAAAGAGCAUCUUGGCUUGCCUAACCGGGAUGACGUGAAAACGGGAGUUAUAUCGUAUAAGAUAUCUGCCCAUGCGGCUGACCUGGCAAAAGGUCACCCUCUUGCACAAGCGUGGGAUGAUGCGAUAAGCAAGGCAAGGUUUGAGUUCAGGUGGAUGGACCAGUUUGCACUGUCACUUGACCCUGUCACCGCAAUGUCCUUCCACGAUGAAACCCUGCCGUCAGACGGUGCUAAGGUGGCGCAUUUCUGCUCCAUGUGUGGGCCCAAAUUUUGUUCUAUGAAGAUCACUGAGGAUAUACGGAAGUAUGCUGAGGAACACGGGUAUGGGAGCCCGGAGGAAGCAAUCCAGCGUGGGAUGGACGCUAUGAGUGCAGAGUUCAAAGCAGCAAAGAAAACUGUGAGUGGGGAACAACACGGUGAAGUUGGUGGGGAAAUCUAUCUCCCCAAAACUUACAUUGACCCUUUGAAGAUCUAAAGGAGGAUAAGUAUCCAUGUCUGAGUGAACUGCUAGUUAGGAGUUCUACAAGACAUCCAUGCAACAUGGGGCCCACUCAAACAAGUUUUGAGAUCUUGAUCCCUUCCUCAUAAGGGUGUCUGGAUCAGCCAGGAUGCUCUCUCUGGCUGAAACAGGCUGAGAAAGUCCCUUUGAACCUGAACAGGAUAAUACCUGCGUAGGGAGAGUGCCUUUUCCUUUCCCUCUUCUGUCUUUUGCUGACAGGGAUAUCUAGAUAUACGGCGAGAUUAUGAGCACAGGCUUGUUUGACUACAACAACUUUCGGAGUAAAGUUUUCCCACCAUUACUGAUCUGCUCAGUCGCACACAGAGUUAUUGAUAACUUGCAUCAUGGUAAAAUGACGACUUAACAUAAAUACUUUCCCCGUUCUUUAAUAGUUGCAACACUUUGAAAUUUACAUUAUUCACAAAUCUUACAUUGACCAUGAUUUUCUACUAAUAUAAUCAAAUUAAUAUGUAUAAAUAUUAUCAAAUUUCUCUUAAUGUGAACUUCCAAAAUCUCAAUUUUUUAUAAUGUUUUGUAAUUAAAGAUAAUUGCAGUGAAAGAUGUGCGUUGGCAAAUGUGAAGAUAAAGUGUUGCAAUUAAAAAAGAAAGGACGUAGUAUUUCAAUUUGAUUCGAGGAAAAUCAUUUUUCUUGGAUUCAUAACUAGUGUUAUCGAAUUUGAGGUGAAUUUGCGACAUUUAUCAACUCGCAGUUCGAAGGUUACACUUUCAUGUACAUAUGUGUACACAAGAGUGUGUUAAUGCACAUCGUAAGGCAUUCAGGGGCAGAGCCAGGGCACUAGGCCCGUACAAAGAAUAUUUUUGGGAAAAAAAUUACACCGAAUUUUUUACACUAAAAAUAUAGACAUUGUUUAAAUUUGAGGUGGGUCGGCCUAGGAAAAAAAUUUACACCGAAUUUCAGGUACGCCCCUGAAGGCAUUAAUGACCCCUUUUGAUGUCCUAUAAAAUGUUUUUUAUUAUAACAGUACAUUUUAGUAGGGAGUUUUAUUAUUAAAAAGAAAUUGGGAAAAUUUCCGAAAUAGGAGUAAAAAAGUUUGAAAAUUCCAAAAUAGGACUGACAUGUUUUUCUUCCCAAAAUAUGAGUAAUUACUGUCAUGUUUAAAGUCUAGUACUGCCAAAACAUGACAGUAAUUAGUCCUAUUUUGGGAAUAAAAACAUGAUAGUCCUAUUUUGGAAUAUACAAACGUUUUAGUCCUAUUUUGGGUAAUUUCUCAAAGAAAUUUGUAGAUACGGAAAGUCAAAAAUACAAGUGUGGUGGGAUGUUUUCUCCAGUUGUUUAUUUGUAUUGCUCUGUUUCCUCUUGUGUUUGAUGGAUUUUUCAAACUUCAAAACCAGAGAAUGACUUUGAGAAAGAAUUGUGUUGUACUGUACCAUCAUUAUUACAUCUUGAUUCUCGUACCAAAGAAUGUGAAAUUGAAUUUCAAAAGAUAAUACAUUUACACGGUUUAGUGAAUCAAUUGCUAGACGCUUUUACUAAUAGUAAAGGAGUGACAAAGUCAUUAGUACCGGCUAUCAAUGCUCCUAUAGUCCUAUUAGACUAAAUGUCCUAGUAGGAGUGCAACUGUGCAGGACAUGUCGUUGCAAAUGAAUCAAAAGCAUGACAUGAAGCGUGGGAAACCAAUCGGUCCAAAGUAGGCAUGGACUCGGGCCGGGCCUAGGCCUGGCCGGGCCGCCGGUUUGUAAGUGAUGGGCUCGGGACCGGCUUGAGGUCUGGACGGUUCCGGUUCGGGCUGGGCCACCCGUCGGGCCACCAGGCCGGGUUGGUUAAAUCCAUUUUUUUUAUAAUUUAUACUUUAUAGUUUUGUACAAGUAUUAACAACAAACUUCAAGUGCAUUUAUUUGAAAUGAAAUAGGAACUAUAUUUGACAAUUAAGAAAAAAAUACAAUAUGAAAUACAUUUUGUAAAUUGUAAUCAAUCGGAACUUCCCGCACCUCCCGGUCACAUGACAUAAUAUGCUUCAUUGCCAUCCCGUAUUCGCGUGAAAGACGGUGAAACCCCCGUGCUAUACUUUCCAUCUUAAAAAAGGUAGAUAUAAUAAUUCUACAAAUACUACAAUAGAUGGAGAUUAGAGAUUGGAUAUUGGAGAAGAUGUGUAUAAAAAUGUUAGAAAAUAAGAAUAUUUAUAGAAAGUAAAUAAAUUAUAGAUAUAAUUCCAACUAUAUUAAUAGAUAUAAUAAAUGUAUAAGUAAUAUAUAAUUAGAUAAGAAAUAUAAGUAAUAUAAUGUAUGUAUUUAUAAAUUAUAAGUAGAUAAUUAAUAUAAAGUAGAUAUAUAAUAUAUUGGAGAAUAAGAGAAUUUGAGAAGAUGAAGAUAAUUAGAGAGUAGAGAUCGAGUAGAGAGUUAAGAGUAGGAUUUUGGAAGAGUUGGAGAAGAGAUAUAGAAAAAUGUUUAAGAUUAGGAGUAUUUAUAGUUUUUUUUACCCCAUCCCCAAACCGCACGGACCCACCUGCAGCCCACCCAACGGCUAUUUAGCCGUUUGGGUAGUCCCCAGCCCACCCCAACGGCUAGUUUGGCCCAAAAGUCCAAAACAAUUAUUUUUUUAAAAUCUGAUCGUUGGACUCGGACACGGGCCCGACCUGGCCGGGCCGGGUCAACUUUUUUCAGAACCCCCCCAACCCUAACCCCCCAGUUCGGGUCUACACCCGGUCCCGGACUGCCAAACUGGGCCGGUCCCGGACUUGCACAGUAGCGGGCCGGGUCACGAGUCGGGUGGCCCGAACCGAAUCCACCCCUAGUCCAAAGAUAAAAAUCCUUGAAAAAGAAAGAGAGCAAAGAAUGAAAAUGACCAAGAAGAGGAUAAAAUAACUUAAAAGUAGAUUCUCCUGAAGAGAACAUUGACAUGAUUAUAAAUCCAAAAAAGGAUCAGGUACCUGAAAAUGAAGAGAUCUCAAUAAAUUAUGUCAUGUCAGGAGUUAUUUGGAACCGACAUAAAAUCGAAUCGAUGAUGAUAAAGCAAAUCACAUAUUUGCAUAUCAUAUAGCGCUAGAUAUAAUGAUGAAAAUGAGGAACAUAAACCAAGCACAAUACAAGAAUGUAGACGCACAGAUGAUUGGUCAAAGUAGAAAGAUGCAAUAGAGGCUAAAUUACAAUCGCUCGAAAAGUGAGAAGUUUUUGGACCUGUGGUCAAAACACUAGAAGAUGUUAAACCAGUGGGUUAUAUAAAUGGAUCUUUGAGCGUAAAAAAAUGAAAAGGGUGAAAUUAUUAUAUAUAAAUCCCGUUUAGUUGCACAAGAAUUUUCACAAAUAUCCCAUAUUGAUUAUGAUAAGACAUAUUCUCUUGUGGUGAAUGCUACUACUUUUUGAUACUUAAUAAGUUUGGCAAUCCAUGAAGCAGUUUGUAUAUAGUGCAUCCGGGUGUAUGUACACCCGGCCCAAGUAAGAAAGACGGCCCAACCACUAAUACAUGCCAAAAAAAUUCGGUGGCAUAUUUGUAAUUUAAGCGAAAAUUCACGGUUUCCGCUAAAUGAGCAAUAUUAUACGUUUAGUGAGCAUUUAACCUAUUUUAGUGAAUAUUGCGAGGCUAACAAUGAGUAACAAUGGCAUAUCAUUAUUGAAUAUUGUACGUUUAGUGAGCAAUAUUGAAUACAGUGACACGGGCGGUGGCUAUAGUGACACAUGUGGUGGCUACAGUGACACAGGCGCUGGUUGUAAUGACAUGGGUGGUGGUUGUAGUUACAAAAAACGAACACGCAGUGACAUAAAUUUUUUGCCGUUACAUCAUGUUUUCUAAUUGAACAUAUAUGACCUUCUUGAUCACUUUUUUGUCCCUUUUUAAAAGUGGUCACUUUUUGGGUAAUUGGUUCAAAAUUAGUAAUAUCCAUGUAAAAACCCCUUCUUUCAUAUUGUUAAGAACAUCAAUUAUCAAUGAGAAAGUUCUCGAAAUAGGACUAAAACAGUUUGAAACUUCCAAAAUCGGACUGUCAUUUUUUUUAUUCCCAAAAUAGGAGUAAUUACUGCCAAAUGUAGAAAAUCCUGUCAUGUUUGAAGUCUGGUACUGCCAAAACAUGACAGUAAUUAGUCUUAUUUUGGGAAUAAAAAUAUGGCAGUUCUAUUUUGGAAUUUUCAAAAUGUUUUAGUCCUAUUUCGGGUAAUAUCUCAUUAUCAAUUCAUAAGCAUUACCGAACGUGUUUCAAUGUCUUUUAGGCAAUUUAAUACCGAGUAUACUAUUCUAUUUUGUGCUUUCGAAAAGGGUAAUUUUUACCUUUGUGGUUUCGAAAAGGGUAAUUUUGCUAACCAUUGCAGUACCUUUUAGCUUGGAAGGUAACUCUUAUAAAUGCUCUAAUGCAACUAUUAUUGACCAAUUGAUAUGCAAGACAGAAUGUUGUCAGGUUUUGGCUAAAGUAAUUUUCUUAAGGAAAUUAAAAAGCAGAUAGCAAAAAUUGGAGUGGCUAAACUGCUAAGGUGCUGGCAAGGCUUAGGGUUGGACACAAUUCCGAUUUUGAAAUCAGAUCAGUUUUUUUACCUGGAAUUGGAACUAUUUCAAAUGUAUGGGACCAAACUUCAAAGCCUGCCGAUACGCAAAUCAAGCAAGCACCACAAAGACAAAAGAAGAGAUGCAAGAGAUGAAAUCAGGUUUUGUGGUGUGAAGUCUCGGGUGAUUUCUUAUUUGUGGUUGGAGUUUGGAUUAACGACUUUUGUGCACGACAUCCUUCUAGCCCUAAUAUGCACUAUGAUCGAUGAGCUUGGCAGAUAUGAUUAUGUGAAUUUUUCCACCGAAUUGAAAAGUCUCAAGUCUAUGAUCUGUACAUUGGAAAAAAAGGGGUUUGAAGGUUUGUGAUUUGCAAUUGUUCACAAAUUAGGGGUUGUGGAAUCCAAAGUGUUGGAGCUGACCAGGAAGGCGGAGAGGGUAAUUGGAGUCGUUCAUCAUCACCGCCACCAAUAUUCCCAUGUAAUAAUCAACACAUAUCAAGUGGCUCUCUCUGCGGCAAUUUAUACCAUACACCCGGGUGUAUGUGUACACCCGGCUAUUUUGUAAUUCCAUGCAACUCUAAGGCUUCUUCUCCUACUCCAUAUAUGUUGCACGAACCUUAGCCAUUGACAUCAGCCGAGUAACAUAGUUUUUCCAUUGAAGGUCCGGUGAAGGUCGGUUUUGUGCGUCUCCGGAAGCAGGGCAGUAGAGCAGGAGCAGGACGCCGUCGGAGAAGAACUGGUUUACUGACAAAAGAUUGGCUUUUCGGAGCACACAAAAUUCGAAAGAGAUAGAACCGAUGCUUCUACUUAUUGAUUUCUCACCUUUAUUUCACAAGUUAGAGCAAAGCAAUAAUGACCGUUUCUACUUUUCUUUUUACAAUCUUCUUCUUUGACACUUCUGGAUUCCCAAUUGCCAACGCCCCGGUCCGUCAUAAUUCAGUCAUUUCAAGUUCGUUGCGGUUCCUCCAUCUCUGGUGUUGCAGAGAUUCUAUAUGACAACGUUAAUGCUCUGUAUAGACUAGAUUCCGCUAAGAUUGACCUGACAAAUCAAUCCAACCCUUGCCGCAUCGCUCUCACGUGCCAAAUGAGCAUAAUAUUUAUACGAAAUGAGCAUAGACAAAUAAGGAUUUGAGCGCAUUAGCAAUUUCAAAUGACAUUUUGGAUUGUUCGAUACUCCUUUUGUAAGUUAUGUAUGCUCAUUUGAUACUGGCAUGAUGUUCAUUUUAAAAUGCCAUAUACAUUCAUAUUUCAAAAGUAUCAUAUUAAUUAAAUUAAAUUCAUGUAGAACUUGAUUAUAGAUAUAUGAGCACAUACCAUGAUACUCAUUUUCAAUACUCAAUAGGGGAG
Cuscuta europaea is the source of this 7893-nucleotide messenger RNA. The record is from the annotation of a GenBank genome assembly. Lineage: Eukaryota; Viridiplantae; Streptophyta; Magnoliopsida; Solanales; Convolvulaceae.